Molecule: messenger RNA, 2470 nt
Organism: Eupeodes corollae
Lineage: Eukaryota; Metazoa; Arthropoda; Insecta; Diptera; Syrphidae
Product: solute carrier family 25 member 44
Exons: 3
Coding region: 710-1648 (312 amino acids)
Biological process (GO): transmembrane transport; branched-chain amino acid catabolic process
Cellular component (GO): mitochondrion
Molecular function (GO): branched-chain amino acid transmembrane transporter activity
Source: RefSeq, a predicted model, not a curated record
AAAUCAGCAAAUGUCAGGAGCCAAGAUUUGGAUUUGCUAUUUGCAUCAUUUCGCAAAAUCUUAAGUAAAGCCAAAGUUUGAAGCUAAAAAAAUUGAAUUUUAUCAAAUCACAUUAUAAUUAAUUUCCGAUUAAAUGGUGAGAAAAAGUUAAACACAUAAAAUGUUUAAAGUAUUUUGUAAAAAUCCAUGUUGUCAGUUCCGCAAAUUAUUCUAAAAUCGCGAAAUUAUUUUAUUUACGCAUAAACGAAUUAUAUAAGUAGAACGAAAAAUCGAAAAAAGAAAGACGAGAUGUAUCAGGUGCAUAAAAAAAGAAUGAGUUUGCAUGAAAUAAAUGUUUUGAAGUUCAAUAUUGUUUGAGAACACCUUGGAAUGAAUCACCAUGACAAUGAUCUUGGUACAGAGUCAACAAUUAACACAAUAAAACAAAACUCUAAAUUCGCAGGUCUAAGUAAUGCUGCAGACACCAAGGACGUUUACAUUUGUAUGGGAAACUGAGCAAAUGAGGAAGCUUACAAAGUCUCAACGAACCCUUUGUAGUAAUAGAGGAUGACCUAGAGUGGGAACUAAACUUCGUUAACAUAAAUCUAAUACUUUAUAAGUCUGAUGUCCUGAGAACAGCCUCAAAAUAAAAGAAUAACACACAAAAAACACAAAUAACGAAAGAAAUUAACUCGACCAACCUAAAUAUAAAUAACUACCACAAGUAAAAAUGGGCAGCAAUACUUACAUUAAGACCAUCGAAUGGGACAUGAUGGACAAGAAGAAGUUCUUCCCGCUGUCCAUGCUGAGUUCCUUCUCAGUACGUUGCUGUCUCUUCCCGCUGACAGUGAUCAAAACUCAACUUCAAGUGCAGCACCGGAGUGACCUGUACAAGGGCAUGAUCGAUUGCGCUUUCAAAAUAUACAAAUCCGAAGGUGUUCCAGGUUUGUACCGAGGUUUCUGGAUAUCCUCGGUUCAGAUUGUUUCAGGAGUUUUCUACAUAAGUACAUACGAGGGUGUGAGACAUAUACUCAACGAUUUCGGUGCUGGACACCGAAUGAAGUCUCUUAUAGGAGGCGGAUGCGCCUCAUUGGUCGGCCAGACCAUCAUAGUCCCAUUCGAUGUGAUAUCCCAACACGCUAUGGUGCUGGGCAUGGGAAAGUCCCACAUGAAUCCUUUAGGAAUUAAUACUGGACCCAACAGGAGUAGGCUUAAUAUUUCAUUAGACAUUGCCAAAGAGAUUGUCCGAAGAGAUGGAUUCAAAGGUUUCUAUCGAGGUUAUACAGCCAGUCUGAUGGCCUAUGUGCCGAAUUCGGCACUAUGGUGGGUGUUUUAUCACAUGUACCAAGAGGAAUUAUGUCGAGUUUGCCCACCGUACGUGUCGCAUCUCUUAAUUCAAUGUGUAGCCGGUAGCUUGGGAGGUUUUACUACAACUGUUAUUACAAAUCCAUUGGAUAUAAUUCGGGCGCGAUUACAGGUGCAACGGUUGGAUUCAAUGAAAGUCGCCUUCAAAGACCUCUGGGCCGAAGAAAGAAUGAAUGUAUUCUUCAAAGGACUAUCUGCUCGGUUGGUUCAAUCGGCUGCCUUUUCAUUUAGUAUAAUCCUAGGUUAUGAAACAAUCAAGCGAAUAGCCAUAGACGAACAGUACAAACACCUUAUACGUUGGUAAAAAAUCUCUUAUCCACAAAAAUUGUUUAACAAAAAUAGAAAAUCGUUGAUUGUUCAACAUUAACAAUAUUUUGAGCACAAACAAAAAAAGAAAUAAUUAAAUAAACAUCUAAAUAAUAUUUAUUUUGCAUUUAUGACAAAGAACAAUAAAAGGAAACAAAUUAACACAGUAAUAGCCAUCAAUGGAAAUUUAAAGAGAUAUUUAUUCUAUAUAAGAAAAGAAGUCUUUCAAUAACCAAAGAGAUUUGAGCGCGCAUCGCCUGAUUAACGUCAUCCACCGGUGAAAAAUUAUAAAUUAAAUAAAUAUUAUUUAAUAAAUUUAUGUAUUUUAUACAAACAAAAAUAUAAAUGAAUUCAUAAACGGAAAACAAUUUUCAAAAAAAAAAAAACAAAUAAAUUGAAAUUAGGAUUAAGUUUUUGUUUCAAAAAGAAAAACAAUUUAUAUUAUUUGCAUUCCAUACGAGAUCUAUCUUUUCUUGAAAAACAAAACAUUUUAAAAGAUUGUACAGAUUACAUGAAAAUAACUUAAAUAAAGUUCUUAAUGCUUCGUUUAUAUUUGGCCUGUUAAACUUUUGUUGUAAUGAAUAAAAAAAAAAGUUUCUUUAAUGUUCGUAUAGCUCUUUGUCUUAAUUAACUAAUAGAAAAAAAUUGAAGCUGUACAAUCAUAAAACAACAAUAAAUACUUUUCACAAUGCUGUUCUUUAGUUUUUAUUUUGUACUAAAUUUCUUGUCAUAAAAUAUAAUUAAAUAAUUUAAUUUAAAUCCAAACAAUAAAAGAAAUAACUUUUUUUUACACAAUUUAUAGAAAAAGAAAACAGAAAAC